ACCCAGGGAUCUGCCCUAAUAUAUGUCAAGCCAUCUAGUGAAGCGACGCCGUCCUUCGCCUCUCCCUUCCUUUCUGCCCCUAGGUUUCUAUCUUGCUUGAAACUUAGCGGAAAUGGAGGGGGAAAUGGAGAAUGGAGGCAAAAACGACGCAACGGCGGAUUCGCCCACAUCCGUAUUGGAAGACGAGCAGAUGUGCAACGGUCAGGCCACGGGUGGUGUUACAUCGGAAGAGGAAGAAAAACCGCAAGUUGAUGCCAAUAGGAAGAGCGGGGCGGCCUUUGAGGAGGACUCGUCCCUGCCGCUCGAAUUCGAGGCAAAGAAUGGUGACACCUCUCUCAUCACAGAAGCCAUGGCACAGGAAGAGGAGAAGUUACUGGAGGCCCGAGUGAUGGAGGAGAUGAAGAUAAAGCAGGAAGAAGCUCAGGAUGCUCAAAAUCCCAACUUUCGGUUCAGCAAGUUGGAUGAGUUGCUGACACAGACCCAGCUCUACUCAGAGUUCCUCCUCGAGAAGAUGGACGACAUUACAUUUCAGAAUGGCAUGGAGAACCCUGCUGAAGCAGGGAACGAGGCUAAAGGAAAGAAGAGUGGUCGCAGUCGAAAGAGGAAGUCCACCACCCAGUACAACAAUAGGAAAGCAAAGACUGCUGUUGCAGCAAUGCUUACUAGAUCCCAUGAAACUAUUGCUCCUGAAGAUGCUGAUCUUACAGAGGAGGAGAGGGCUGCAAAAGAGCAGGCCGAACUUGUGCCUCUAAUGACUGGUGGACAGUUGAAGACUUAUCAAAUUAAAGGUGUUAAGUGGUUAAUUUCACUCUGGCAGAAUGGUCUCAAUGGGAUACUAGCGGAUCAAAUGGGCCUUGGCAAAACAAUUCAGACAAUCGGAUUUCUUGCACAUCUUAAAGGGAAGGGUUUAGAUGGUCCUUACAUGAUUAUAGCUCCUCUUUCUACUCUCUCAAAUUGGGUAAAUGAGGUUUCGAGGUUUGUGCCUUCCAUGAGUGCUAUUAUAUACCAUGGAUCAAAGAAAGAAAGGAUGGAGUUACGGAGAAAGUUUAUGCCUAAAGCUAUAGGCCCUAAAUUUCCACUUAUUGUUACUUCCUAUGAGGUUGCACUCAAUGAUGCAAAGGUUCUAGCUCACUAUAAAUGGAAAUAUGUUGUAGUAGAUGAGGGCCAUCGAUUGAAAAAUUCAAAGUGCAUAUUAUUAAGGGAAUUGAGACGCCUGCCAGUUGAAAAUAAACUUCUUCUAACUGGAACACCUCUUCAAAACAACUUGGCUGAGCUUUGGUCAUUAUUGAACUUCAUUUUGCCUGACAUUUUUUCAUCCCAUCAAGAGUUUGAGUCAUGGUUUGAUCUGUCUGGGAGGGGCAAUGUCGAGAACCAGCAGGAAGAGAGCGAAGAAAAGAGAAGGGUUCAAGUAGUAUCAAAGCUCCAUUCUAUUUUACGCCCAUUCCUCCUACGACGAAUGAAGGAAGAUGUGGAACAAAUGCUCCCUCGAAAGAAAGAGAUCAUUUUAUAUGCUAAUAUGACUCAGCACCAAAAGCAUCUCCAGGAUCUUUUAGUCAAUAAAUCACUUGAAAACUACUUGCAAGAGAAGACAGACAAUGUUUGGAGAUCUGGCAUGAAAGGGAAGCUGAAUAGUUUGUUUAUUCAGCUUAGAAAGAACUGCAACCAUCCUGAUCUCCUAGAGUCUGCAUAUGAUGGAUCAUAUGUUUAUCCUCCCAUCGAACAGUUGGUGGAACAAUGUGGCAAAUUUCAGUUGCUGGACAGAUUAUUGGACUUACUACUUGCUCGGAAGCACAAAGUUCUAAUUUUCUCCCAAUGGACUAAAGUAUUAGACAUCAUCGACUAUUACUUCAGCGAGAAAGGCCUUGAGGUUUGCAGAAUUGAUGGGGGAGUCAAACUGGAUGAUAGGAAAAGGCAGAUAGAGGCAUUCAAUGAUCUAAGUAGCAAUGUCAAUAUCUUUCUUCUCAGCACUCGGGCUGGUGGGUUGGGUAUUAAUCUUACUGCUGCUGAUACCUGUAUAUUAUAUGACAGUGACUGGAACCCUCAAGUGGAUCUGCAGGCAAUGGAUCGAUGCCACAGGAUUGGGCAAACACGGCCAGUACAUGUAUAUAGGCUGGCAACAUCACAUUCUGUAGAGGGACGGAUCAUAAAGAAAGCUUUUGGGAAAUUAAAGUUGGAGCAUGUAGUUAUUGCAAAAGGACAAUUUCAGCAAGACAGGGUGAAGCCCAACACCUUAGAGGAAUCAGAACUAUUGGCGCUGCUUCGAGACGAAGAGGAUGAAGAGGAUAAGCUUGUUCAGACUGACAUUACUGACGAAGAUCUAUUGAGAGUCUUGGAUCGCAGUGACCUGACAGGACGAGCAGAUGGUGAUGCAGCAUCAAUUAGUUCUCUUCCUCUUAGAGGACCUGGUUGGGAGGUAGUGAUACCAACUAAAAGUGGUGGCAGCGUGCUUUCUUCGCUCAGUAGCUGACUCUUGGGUGCAGUGGACGAACCCCUUUUUUUUUGGGUUUUGGGUGGUGGUGAUUGUUCCACUGGAUUCUAAGUAUGGUGGUUCAUGGAACUUUUGUAUAUGAACAUUCGAGAAGAAGCGGCAUAACCAUCCAGCGUUAGCUAUGUAUGUUCAUUGGUGCUAUUUGGGAAGCUCAGAUAGUUUGUGCUGUUGCAAUUUUGACAAGAAACUCCGGGGAAGCAACAAGCUGUGAACAUCCUUCCCAUGAACUUUGUAGAAUUCUUGUUUGUAAGCUGAAAUGAUAUGUCCCCAACCGUGGCCCUUGGCUCAUAAUAUAUUUUGAGAUAUUUUCCUCA
Molecule: messenger RNA, 2802 nt
Organism: Elaeis guineensis (African oil palm)
Lineage: Eukaryota; Viridiplantae; Streptophyta; Magnoliopsida; Arecales; Arecaceae
Product: ATP-dependent DNA helicase DDM1
Molecular function (GO): ATP binding
Source: RefSeq, a predicted model, not a curated record